AUGGUCGAUGACGAAAGUUAUCUUAGACACAUAAACAAUAUCCCUAAUCCUGGAUUGGCUCAGCAGUACACGUACUCUGCUCUUGGCGUCACUAACUCGCCAUAUAAAAGGAGAGGUCCUCCACGAGGAGGGUCACUUUUUCUUCGGCAUUCGGCAUUCGGCAUUCGAUAUUCGAUAUUCGAUAUUCGGCAUUCGGUACUCAGCAGUCACCAGUCAGUCAUCAGUCAAACUCCAUUUCCGAAAUUGCCAGCUCGCGAUACACGGCAGAGUCGUCCGGUCGAGGAUCAUUUACCACCACUACCAUCCUCGCCACCACCGGCUCCGCCGGCUAAUCAGGCUAAGCUUAUACCUCCUCCCCCUCGAACACCUUCACCUCCUCAGCCACCUCCUUCUCCUCCCCCUCGAACUCCCUCACCAGCGUUUUCGGACGCACUUACAGAGAGAAUAUUUCCCGAUACUCCUCCACAAUCAUCCGAAUCAUCCCACCCAAUUUCCCCCAGAAGAAGUCCAUCUCCGACGAACUCCACGGACAGCGUGGAGUUCCUAGAGGAAAUUCUUCCACCCCCACCUAGAUCCUACUUCCGGAUCCUGGAGAGUGACACUUUUGAGUCACUCAUCUCUCAAUUCCCGCGGGUUACUACCGCAUCUAUCCCUCAGGGGGCCUACACAAUCGGCCCUCAUUAUUUUGAUCCCCAAGAAAUCCGCAAUGCCAUUACUGGUCAAAGCCCUACCUCAACACCAUCAAAAAAAGGAUUUGGCGAAUUGAGCCUCAAUUAG
Messenger RNA from Trachymyrmex septentrionalis, 777 nucleotides. Its product is annotated as formin-like protein 7. Lineage: Eukaryota; Metazoa; Arthropoda; Insecta; Hymenoptera; Formicidae. The coding region runs from base 1 to 777 and encodes 258 amino acids. The transcript is spliced from 3 exons. The record is from RefSeq and is a predicted model, not a curated record.